AUGGCCCCGAAAGUGGAGAAAUUGUGCGGCAACUUCAAAUUGGGCGAAGCCCCAUUUUGGGACGAAGACGCCCAAGCGCUCUAUUUCGUCGACAUCAACGGGUACACCAUCAACAAGUACGAUCCGAGUACCAAAAGAACCACCAGCGCUUACGUUGGACGGAACGUGUCGAUAAUCAUCCCUGUGAAAGGUAAAACGGACCAAUUUCUGGUCAGCUUGGAACGCCAAUUGGUCCUGGUGACUUGGGACGGGCUAAGUGAAAGGCCUUCCAAGAUGGAGAAGCUGCUGGAAAUCGAGCCUGACAAACCGAAAAAUGUCUUCAACGACGGUAAAUGCGACCCAUCAGGAAGGCUCUGGAUAGGAACGAUGGGGGGACCGCCGGUGGUCAUAGCGGACAUAGAACACGAAAAAGGCACUUUAUACAGCCUGGAACGCGGACGCGCGAAGAUGGUACCGCACGUACCGCGCAUAGGAAUCGCCAACGGCCUGGCCUUCGACUCUGCGGCUAAACGGUUCUACUACAUCGAUUCCAGGAGCGGUACCGUCGACGCCUACGACUUCGACCUGCAGGAAGGGCGGAUUUCCAAUGGUAGAGCCGUGUUUACGGCGAGCAAACACGGCCUGCACGGGAUGGUGUUCGAUGGCAUGACAAUUGACAGGGAUGGUAACCUGUACGUGGCUGUAUGGGGCUCCAGGGUGAUCAAAAUCGAUCCGAGAACACCCGAAACUCUGCUCGGUACCAUCGAAAUGCCCGCGAAAAUUAUUUCGUCGGUGUGUUUCGGCGGGCCGAACAUGGACGAAUUGUUCGUGACCAGCGGUCAAGUGGGGAUCGUUCCGGGACCGGCAGAUGGCGCCACUUUCAAAGUGACCGGCCUCAGCGCCAAAGGUUAUCCAGAAGUUAAAAUCGCUUUGUGA
This is a messenger RNA of Phyllotreta striolata, 915 nucleotides long. The record is from the annotation of a GenBank genome assembly. Lineage: Eukaryota; Metazoa; Arthropoda; Insecta; Coleoptera; Chrysomelidae.